CGACAUUCUGUUCCUAUUGAAUGGAAGAAGCAAAUGUGGGUGUUGCGUAAAGUAGGGCGGAUCUCAAAGAAAAUAUUUAUUCAGUCAAACCGCAUUUAAACCGAAAGAAUACUUCACUUAACAGCAACCAAAACACUAAUGACCUUGGCUGGCUUCGCCACUUUCGCAGUCACGUGACAGUUGCAGCCAAUAGGAACACACGCGUUCUACAGCGUACCCUGCGCGGAAGAAGUGCGCAAAUGUUCAGUAACUUUACAAAAUGCCGUCGGAGGCGAAACCUUUGUUGACAGCUCAGACAGAAAAGCCUAAUCAUUAUUCGUAUUUGAAGGAAUUUCGCGUCGAGCAAUGCCCCCUCUUUCUGCAGCAUAAAUGUACACAACACAGACCGUAUACGUGUUUUCACUGGCAUUUUAUGAACCAGAGGCGUCGCCGGCCUGUUAGGAAGAGAGAUGGUGCAUUUAAUUACAGUGCAGACAAUUACUGUACGAAGUUUGACGAAACUACAGGAUUGUGUCCAGAAGGGGACGACUGCCCAUAUCUUCAUCGCACUGCAGGCGACACAGAACGAAGAUAUCACCUGAGAUAUUACAAAACUUGUAUGUGUGUGCAUGACACAGAUUCUCGUGGCUUAUGUGUGAAGAAUGGUCCCCACUGUGCUUUUGCUCAUGGAACUCAUGAUAUAAGACCACCUGUUUAUGAUAUCAAAGAAAUUCAGGCGGCAGAGAAUCCUGAUGGAGAUCCUAAUUCAACAUCAAAUGGGCCAAAUGUUUUGGACAAGGAAAGAAAUCUAAUGAAUGAAGAUCCUAAGUGGCAAGAUACCAAUUAUGUGCUUGCUAAUUAUAAAACUGAGCAAUGCAAGCGUCCACCAAGAUUAUGUCGUCAAGGCUAUGCAUGUCCUCAAUUUCACAAUUCCAGAGAUAAAAGGAGAAGCCCACGAAAAUUUAAAUACAGGUCAACACCUUGCCCUAGUGUAAAACAUGGGGAUGAAUGGGGAGAACCAUCUAAUUGUGAGAGUGGUGAUGCUUGUCAGUAUUGCCACACUAGAACAGAGCAGCAGUUUCAUCCUGAGAUUUACAAGUCAACAAAAUGCAAUGAUGUUCAACAGGCUGGCUAUUGUCCUCGUGGAGUAUUUUGUGCUUUUGCACAUGUCGAUCAAGAAAUGAGCAUUGCUCGCGAUAUUGUCGCACCCCACGAUUCAGGAACAAAUCUUGCCGAGAUACUAUCAUCAGCGUUGCCUGCUGUAGAGAAUAACAAACAAAACAAUAACAAGCAAGAGAAAGGAAGUGAUUCAUCUGCUGGCAGUGGUGAAGUGUCGGAGUCUGCAUCUACAAGCAGCCUGUGCUCCAACAGCUCCCACAGUAAAGCUCCUGGGGCUCAGCUUGCUCACAAUCGAAUUGAAAAUAAUCACUUAUACAAUCAGCAGAGCAAUGGGCCUGAUAUUCUUAAUGGGGGCUUGGUGCGAAAUUCUUUGAUGUCUCUUGACAAUGAUAGUGUGAUGGAAUCGGACAAAAAUCAGCGCAAACAAAAUUUAUAUAUGAAUUUUAAUCAAAAUUCCAACUCCCUAGUUAACUCACUAGGCCUUGCUAUGUCACCCAUGACAAAUUCAUAUUAUUCUGCCAAUGAUACCAUAGAAAGUGUUGUGGGGAAUGCACUAGAUGAUUUGAAUUUAGAUGAUGCUCUCAAUCUAGCUGCCUCUAUGGAUCGUGACUUUGAGACUGAAUCACCAACCAUUAGCAAUUCAAUCUCAGCCGGUUUAGCAAGCUCGGGGAUAUUGAGUGGCUCUGCACCUGUGAAUAUUCCAGGUAGCACCUUGAAUGAUCGUGCCAAUUGCUUGGGGAACUUCUCCCCCUCUACAUCGUCUCCUCUUCACCAUCUUGGACAAGGUUUCUUGUCUGCUUCUCGAUUUUCUCAUCAGGAUUCACUAGAUUCUAACCCAGCAUUUUUGAAUCACCAUCAACAACACCCUCUUCAGAUGAGCAGCAACCAAUCCAAAAUGGGCAGCAAUCAUUUUCCUAUUGGAAGCGGCAGUGGAAAUGUAGGAAAUAUGGGAGGAUUAGGCUAUGAAUUCAACAAUCUUUCCCCCGGAGGGAGACCACAUGCCAAUCAUAUUAUGAACAACUUUCCUAUCAGUCCAUCGAUAGCAAACAAUUCAUUUAACAAAUUAAGAGAAGAGAUGACAACAAGUAGAUCUAAAAUGACCAAUUGGGAUGAUGGCAUAGUUCAAGCAAGAAAAGCUUGUGAAGCUUGGCAAAGAGAAGCAGAAGAGGCCAACACUAAAGCAAAUAUAGCUGAAAGACAAAGAGAUGAGGCCUUAUCACAAGUUAAAAUUUUGCAAGGGGAAUUAGAAUUGCGCCAAGGUGGGCCUUUUGUCCAUGCGUUACGUAGAGUUUCAGAAUUGCGUACUCUCUCUUUGCCAACAUUAAAAAAUCUGCAAGCACAGUUAAAAACUGAUCUGGAAGAGAUUGAAAAGGUUCUUUAUCAACAAACUGCAUCCAAGUGCAUGGUGUGUGAAGAACAAGAGCGUAGUGUAACUUUGAGCCCUUGUAAUCAUCUUGCGUUAUGUGCUAUGUGUGCUCCAAAGCAAAAAGAAUGUCCUUAUUGCCAGAUACCUAUAGCACAUACUACUCAUUCUACGCCCACUACCACUGUAGCUAUGUAGACAUAGGUAAUGCCAUCACAAGACUUUAAAUCAUAAGCCCCAUCAUCAGAUCUAGCUAUUAUAUAUCUCUUGUCUUUGGUAGCUGUUUCUUUAUAAAUGGACACAUUAUUCAUUGGUCACAUUUGGGAAUGGGUUUGAUUGUCUUAGGGCUAAGUUUUGUAUGAAGCUCGUAAGUAUGGCAAUAUAUUUCUCUGAGGUGAUUGGCUUAGCAGACUAUGAUUUUAACCGACUAUAUCUUUAUGAAAGAUUUUUAAAGUUCUUUUAGCUAUUUGAUUUCCCCCUCUCACAGAGAAGUAAAAUAAAUGCUUUUGGGAAUGUGUGUUUCAAGCUUAAAACCUGCAUUAGUAAUCCCACUUAAGAAUGUUUGUGGCUCUUUUAGCAGUGAUGCCCAAUUUGAGGGAAUUGUAUUGUAGCUAAUCCUCUAGGUGUUAAUUCCCUUACAUUAGGCUUGGGGAGAUUAUGUGCUUAAACUGUAAUCAGGAGCCCAAGGAACAUAUGUGUAAGCAUAUGAGCUUCUGGCAGUUUUUUUAAAAUUGUCAAGAUGAUGACAAAGUCAUUUUAUCAAUGGACUAUAUUUUGUGUAAUCGAUGUUCUGUUGUAACUUGUUUAAGCACAUAAGGUGAGUCCAUGAUUCAGGGCUUCAAACUUAUUUUUCAACAUUGUUAAAGGAACCAUUGCACAUUCUUGCUAAGAAUUUCCUGUAGCUAUUAGGAAGCAUCUUGCCCAUGAUUCUUGUUAAGGACAUGUCUACUUAAAGGGAGUCCUCCCCAAGGCAAUUUUAAAGCUUGAAGCAGCUUUUUAUUCUUACGUGGGCAAGUCUUUCUAGAUUUUCAUCAUUAUUAAUAUUGUUUAAAGCUGCAUAAAACUUCCUUAUUAUCUAGAGGUUCCCUGUUAAAAAUGUGUUGAUUUAAAUCACUACUUUUGUUCUCAUGCACACAAAAACCAUGCGAGUUACUGUAGGACAGCCUGUGCUUUUGAGGUUGUAGGAUUCAUACUUGCAAAGGUCAAUAUUUUAAACAAAUUUCUAGAUGGCUUUAAUUUUAUUUAUUUUCACACGAAGUGGGCCAAUCAAAUCAUCCUUAUAUAGUUUACAGUUCACAUCAAAAUUGAUGCAAGCUGCAAACCAAAUCAAUUGAACUAGUCUGGUUGCAAAUGAAAUUUAUUACUUGGUGAGAAGUUGCUUGUACAUCAAUAUGAAUUUUAAGAGACUUGAAUUUUCAGAUUUUGUUGAUGAAUUUAUUUUUCAGAUUGUUUUCCUUAAUCCUUCCUUAAAGUUUAGUUUGUUGUGUUGUUGUUAUGUUUGUUUUUAAUUGGUCUUUUCCAUGAAAGCACAAUCUUACUGAAAUUUCAAUGAAUUACUUUCAGUUAAUUAUGAAAUCAAUUUUGUCUGAAUUUUUGGUUUAGGGAUGCAUUUUGUCCCUGCCAUUUUGAACAGUUGAGCAUGUUAUCACCCUGUAUACUUUGAUUUGAAAGUGAGGCUAAUAUUAUUAUCUUUUUGAAUGCUUGUUUCUCAGAGCAAGAGGUCUAAGGUCCGUUUUAGCACAGAUGUUCAGUUGUAAAUCUAGAUGUCUUUGUAGUGUGCUGAGCACUUUUAAUCCAAAGAAGCUUAUUAUUUAGUUUCUGGUUGACUUUGGUUUUUACCAACAUUGCCCCUUUGUUUAUGCUCUUUCAAAUUUACUUCUUAACACAUUUCUCAGUCAAUAGCAAUUUAGCUAUCUUGACCUUUAGGGUAGUUUAUCUUAAUUUACUUUCGUAACUGCAAGAAUCUGUAGAAAACACCACACUAGAAUUACUUGAUCUGGUAGUGCAGAUGUUUAUUUUUAUUGAAUCUGAUUAUGGCAUAGAUCAAAGUAUUAUUAAAGAGAAACCUUUUGCUAAGUGGAAAUCAUUGUUUUAGACGUGUAUUAAUUAAUGUAUGGCUACAGAUGAGUCUUACUUUCUCAAGCAAUAUCAUAGGAUUAAUAUUUAUAUUUGGACAGUGUCAGUAUGUUGUAAAAUUAUUGCAGUGUGACAAGUGUUUCGUAGUACGUAAAAUGUAUGCUUUUACUCAGUUUACAUGCCACCUAUGAAAGGAACUGAAGCUCGUUUCUUACUUAAACUAUUCUGGAAAGUUGAUAGCUUAUAUUGAUACUGUUAUGAUACUGUUGCCAUGUUUUAAGACAAAGAAGCUUUUUGUAUUUUGGAAUUUUAAUGCUAUAGAUGUGUGGCAAAGACUCCCUGAGCAAAAUACUGUAAUACAAUAAAUUAUUGUAUUUAUUGAGGGCAAUGGAUCAGAAAGACUGUUUAUGACGUAAGUUUCAGAAGUACUUGAUUUGACUUAGCUGGCAAUAAUUUUCAUGUGAUUGUUCGUCAUUGUCACAUUCAUCUUAUCUGAAACAUGGGCAUAAAAGUACUGAUUGGAUCCUAUCACAUGAAUUUAACAGAAAUCAAUCUUUUUCAAAUUUUGUUGCAUUUUAAGAAACAGCUCACACCAUUGCAGUUACUUCAGUUUUCUGUAACUGCUUUGAGGUGAGUCAAAACAGUUUUGUUUUGCCCCUCUUUUGAUAGGCAUUUCUUUUCUGUGAGAGCUGCGGACCUCUUUUUAUAUUGUCAGCAUGUCUUGACCUUGUAAGACUCAAAUGCCAAUGUGACACACUGCUAUGUUCAGGAAAUUUAGUCUUUAGAUAGCCUUGAUAAUUCUAUAUUUACUUCAUUCAAUUGUCAUCAGUAAGAUUGAACUUUUUGUCAAUGUUUCUCCAUUGAAUUUAGCUCAAACAUCAGUUAGGGAGCACUAAUUAUGUAAUAAUUUCAUGGUUUUACCACCCAACUUUAUUUAUGAUAACUCUGUCCUUUCAUACCAUGCUAUUACUAGAAUUCUCUUUUUAAUUUCUACUCUGUUAUUAGUUUAAAGGAAUGCUAUUUUCCUUGUUAUACGUAUGCACAUAUGAACUUGCCAUGUUGAUGUUGAUUUUCGUUAUGAAAUGUUGCUUUUCUUACAUGCUGUAAUAUCAAUAUCCUCCCAGAAUUGUGACCCACAUCCACCCUGAUGAAAGUUAAUUCAUUUUAAAUAUGUUGCUGUGCCCAUAUUUUCACUGCCACUUGCUUUUACCCAUGUUUUCAAUUGGUAUUAGUUUUUUAAACAAUAAUUGUAUGCUAAAAAAAUAAGAUGCUUGUUAUUAUCUUCAGUUGUUCUUUCUUUUUGAUGAAUGGAGAUAUAACAUCUUUAAUUUUGGCAAUUUUUAUCGCAAUCAACACAUUUUUUCAUCAAUUUUAUAUAACUUGUGAAAUAUGUCAGCCUACUAGUAUUCUGGAUUGUUUGAGAUCAUAACGUUACUGAAUGUUUGUGGCACUGAAAAUCCUGGUGAAUAAGAUAUGAUGCUGUAAAACUUGAAUGAACUACUGUUAUGCUGUUUUUAAACUCGUAAAUUCAUCAUAAAAAAUAGUAAUAUAUUCAUUUUGCCGACGAUUCAUCAGGGCUUUUAGUUGUACAGUAACUGCUUUGUGACCUGUAAGUUCCUUCAUGGAAUUAUUUUGUUCUGUCAAAGGCUCUUGAUGAAAGUUUCACUCCUGCUGUUUCUGUCCCCUUUUACCAUUUACUUUGUGUUCUAUUUUGUAUUCAUUGCAAUCCUGAAUUAUUUUUUUCUAUCUGUAACCUUGCGAAAAAGCAGGUUGAAUCCUACUUGUUUUUGUUGGUACAAUAUCACUGCAGAUCCAUAAAAGACAGGCUUUCCAUAUUUGUAGCUUUGCUCUAAAAGCUCCAUCCUCGCUUUGCUCUGUCAUUCUGUUAUUGAGUUAGUAGAGCCUUUUUCCUAAUCUGGAAAAAGUUGUGUAGGGGUGUGCAAACUUUCUCAGUUUCCUUGACAAAUAAUACAGUUGCUUCCAUAGUCUUUCCUUUUGUGUGCCCGUGCCCAAGAUUUUUUUCUUUUACCUGUGAUGAAGGCAUUUGCUGUUGUUUUUUUUAGUUAGCUUUUUGUUCAAAACACUAGCUUCACUGAACCUGUGCUUGUCUUUACCUAUCUCGUGUGACUGAUUGCCAAAUCUUAGCAUUUUUGUUCUCUCAUUUGCUGUGAUUGCUGUCAAUGUGCUAAUUCUGUGGCUAAUGUAAUGCUGGUCACUUGUAUUAAUUCGUGGAAGGGUUCAAUUUCAGUGUGACCGGAACUGUACCAUCAAAUACCAAAGUUAAUUAUCUUUUCUACGAAAAUAUGCCCAUUGAAGUAAUUAUAGCUUAAGGCUUGCUUGACGUGACUUAUAAGAUGGCGAGUGUACAGUUAUCACAAUUAUAAACAGGGACUAAAUUUUUAGCUCAUGUACAUAUGUCCUCUCCGACAGUUAAGGUGCAGUCAUGCAUUUGUAAACUGCUUUUAUUCAGCAAAUCUUUUUUGAUUAUUUUGAAUAGUUUCAUAGUUUUUACCUCCCUUCGUGUAACCCAUUUGAAUGAUUAAGUGAUCAGACAUUUCAAUUCAAACCUCUCAGUUCCUUGUGAAAGUUUUUUAAAAGCCAAUUUUUUUUUAGUUUAUUUUCUUUAUAAUUUGGUGAUCUUGGAUUUUGCACAUCUCUACCUUCUCAAGUCUCUACAUAGGCUUCUAAUUUCUGGGCUAUUCUCAUUCAUUGUCUCACUUCUAGUGAUUUUAAAAUUUCAAUUUAGCUUUAAACUUUGAAUGGAAGUAACUAACCAACUGUAAGUGUGGUGUUUACUUGGAAAAAUGGCUAGGCCUAUAUACUUUUAGCUUUGAGAGUGUCCUUGUUCUAAUUUUACAAUGGUAUUUAGGCAGUUAAUGAAUUGCUGAUUCUGCAAGCUUUGCUCUUGGACAUAUUAUUAUUUUAACUUCUCUGAGCCAAGACUGCUGCCUUGAUCCACUUCUAAUGAGAAAAAUCUUUCCUAGAUCUGACCAUUGUGUCAUUUUGUAUGAAAUUUCUGUUCAACAGAUUUGUAUUAUGUUUUAUUGAUCAUUAUUUGUUUGAUUUGCUAUCUUUUUUUUUUAUUUUGAGGAACAAAGGAAAUAAUUUAAAUUUAGUGGCUGUGGUCCUGCUAUAUAACUACAUUCCUGAGCUGAAACUUCUAUUUAUGAACUUAAACAUACAUAAAAUAUUUAAAAUCAGAGCAGGAACAUGGUGCCAUUUGAUUUUCAGAAUUUAUCUUUUGUGUGUGUGUGCAAAUCAAUGAAUUUCAUAAAUCUCAUUUCAUAUUAGUGGCACUUUUUGAGCAGUCACUUGUAUUUCCAGUAGCGGAGCUUUGGCAAAAAUGCAUGUACUUGCAAGUAACAUGACUUUCCUGCAAGGGGGAACAGAAAAUGAUAUUGCUUGUGAUUCUCUAUAUGAUUUACAGCCUCUUACUAUUCAAGAGUUCCAUGAGUUGUCUUUGAUAAGGCCGUAGGUUGAUGUAAUCUAUUUUUCCAUAUGUGUGACAUUUUCAAAUGUAAUGAUGAAACGCGACAAAGCCUUGUUAUUAGGAACAAAUUCCAUAAUUUAUAAUUAUUGCUUUGAAAAUUUUCUGUGUUUUCUUUGCUUUGCACAAGCAGGAAUGAAGAGAAUAUCUUUAACAUUAAAUGUAUGAUUAUAUAUUUUUAAUUUAGUUGUACCUUUGUUUGGAUUAAACCCGAACAGACUUGACAGCAGA
Molecule: messenger RNA, 8255 nt
Organism: Frankliniella occidentalis (western flower thrips)
Lineage: Eukaryota; Metazoa; Arthropoda; Insecta; Thysanoptera; Thripidae
Gene: unk
Product: RING finger protein unkempt
Exons: 14
Coding region: 260-2659 (799 amino acids)
Molecular function (GO): metal ion binding
Source: RefSeq, a predicted model, not a curated record